Molecule: messenger RNA, 944 nt
Organism: Danio aesculapii
Lineage: Eukaryota; Metazoa; Chordata; Actinopteri; Cypriniformes; Danionidae
Gene: ppil6
Product: peptidylprolyl isomerase (cyclophilin)-like 6
Exons: 8
Coding region: 1-882 (293 amino acids)
Biological process (GO): protein peptidyl-prolyl isomerization
Molecular function (GO): peptidyl-prolyl cis-trans isomerase activity
Source: RefSeq, a predicted model, not a curated record
AUGGCAUCCACUGUGCAUUUGGAAAUCGUCGGACUGUUAAACAAACCUAAUUUUCAAAUAGCUAAAAGCAUUGCGGAGGGAUUAAAAAAUAAAUUCCCGGAUUUAUUUGACGAUCCAACAAUCCACCCGCUGCUGGAAUGUGACUGGCAGGACUAUUUAUCUAAUAAAAAGACGGAGCUGGGUGGAGAAGUCUGGCAGUACCGCGGCUGUCUAAUGUCCUUCGUAAACGGCCAGUUGCUCGGUGAUGAGAGGAAACUGUCCGGCUGGGCAGAGAAAGAGUGGAAGUUUACUUUCCAUCGACCACAGGCUCUUUAUAUGGCCCUGGCUGAGGAGUUUUACACCAGUAACCUGCGGAGCACUGGGCAUAUUUUUGUUUAUAUGGACAUUGAGAGUGGUGGAGAGGCUGUUGGCAGACUGUUGUUUGAGCUGUUCUCAGACAUCUGUCCAAAGACAUGUAGGAACUUUAAGGCCUUGUGCACUGGAGAGGCUGGUUUGUCUAAGAGUAACCUUGAGUUGAGCUAUACAGGCUCAAUUUUCCACAGAGUGGUGCCAAAUGGCUGGCUACAAGGUGGAGAUAUUUCACCUGAAAAUAAAGGCACUGGGGGAGAGUCCAUCUUUGGGCCAACAUUUGAGGAUGAGAAUUUUGUUAUAUCCCACAAUAAGCGUGGCAUCCUGGGAAUGGCUAACCAAGGUGCUCAUAGCAAUGGCUCCCAGUUCUACAUCACACUACAGCCAGCCACCUGGAUGGAUCACAAAUAUGUGGCUUUCGGGAAACUUGUUGAAGGCACAGAGGUUCUUAAGAGACUAGAAGCAGUGCCUACUUACAAUGAAAGACCCAAACAGGACUGCAAAAUAGUAGCAUGCGGAAUAUUUGAGUUCUGAGUAAUCACAUUCAGACUGAAAAUCAACAUGAGGAGAAUUUUAAACUAUCCAUCUCAAAUAAA